Molecule: messenger RNA, 717 nt
Organism: Acanthosepion pharaonis
Lineage: Eukaryota; Metazoa; Mollusca; Cephalopoda; Sepiida; Sepiidae
Source: the annotation of a GenBank genome assembly
AUGUGUAAACCAAAACCGCUGAAUCACUCCGUCCAUUUGUUAGGGAUAUCAGCAAUUGACUCUAUCUAUCUAUCUAUCUAUCUAUCUAUCUAUCUAUCUAUCUAUCUAUCUCAGACUGUUCGUAUCUAUCUGUCUAUCUAUAUCAGACUUCUAAUAUCUAUCUAUCUAUCUAUCUAUCUCUAUCUAUCUAUCUAUCUAUCUAUCUCAGACUGCUCAUAUCUAUCUAUCUCAGUGAAGAUUGUUCUUAUCUAUCUAUAUCAGUUACUAUCUAUCUAUCUCCGCUCGGCCCGUUACUAUCUAUCUAUCUGUCUCUAUCUCUCUCUUUCUCUCUAUCUCUCUCUCUCUCUAUCUAUCUAUCUAUCUAUGGCAUUUUGUUCAUUAUCUAUCUAUCUCAGUUUGGAUCUAUCUAUCUAUCUAUCUAUCUAUCUAUCUAUCUAUCGUAUUUUGUUCAUUAUCUAUUUCCAUCUGUUCAUAUCUAUCUAUCUAAAUUAUUCGCAGAGAAUUUAUACCUACCUACCUACCUAUCUAUCUAUCUAUCUAUCUAUCUAUCUAUCUACGUAUUUCAGUCUGUCCAUAUCUGUCUAUCUACGUAUAUCAGUCUGUUCAUAUCUAUCUAUAUAUCUAUCAACAUGUUUCAGUCUGUUCAUAUCUAUCUAUCUAUCUAUCUAUCUAUCUAUCUAUCUAUCUCAGACUGCUCAUAUCUAUCUAUCUCAGUGA